AGAACCCGAACCUGUGCGUGCGCGCGCUUCAUAAACAGGGCGAGUUUCGCGGCCGCGGGUUCCGUCCCGACUCCGUGCGAUGUCGGAGGGUCUCGUUACGGUCCUCGGACCUUCACCGUCAGCGUUCGACCCCGAGCGGCCGAGCUACGAGGCUCUGAAGCGACUGUACUGCAGGAACGGAGGGCAGUUUUUGCGCGUGCUGCCCGGCGGGGGGGUGGAGGGCACCAGGCAGGAGGGCGACCCCUACACCGUGUUGAAGGUGAAAGCGGUGAGUGCAGGUGUGGUGAUCAUCAGAGGUCACGAGGCCGGGCGUUACCUGGCCAUGGACAGAAGCGGAAAGAUUUACGGCACAUCCACGCUGAAUGACGAGUGCUACUUCACUGAGAAGAUGGAGGAGAACCACUACAACACCUACAGUUCACACAAACAUCGGGAGCACGGCGUCUGGUACGUGGGCAUCAAGAAAAACGGGCAAAUGAAAACAGGCCCAAAGACCCACAGGGGCCAGAAUGCCGUCUUCUUCCUGCCUCUUCCAGCACGCUGAGCGCUGAUGUCUCGUCGAAUUCUUCAUCUCUGACGUCUGAUUAAUGAACACAAACAAACACAAAUAAGACUUUAGAGCCGCGAUUCUCAGAGUUGAGGUCUGGCACCCUUUGUGUUCUAAAGCUGUAGAUUAGGAGUUCAUU
This is a messenger RNA of Clarias gariepinus (North African catfish), 686 nucleotides long. RefSeq names its product fibroblast growth factor 1b (gene fgf1b). Bases 80 to 544 code for a protein of 154 amino acids. Gene Ontology annotation, biological process: positive regulation of protein phosphorylation; positive regulation of cell population proliferation; animal organ morphogenesis. The transcript is spliced from 3 exons. Gene Ontology annotation, cellular component: cytoplasm. Gene Ontology annotation, molecular function: fibroblast growth factor receptor binding; growth factor activity. The record is from RefSeq and is a predicted model, not a curated record. NCBI's taxonomy places the organism in Eukaryota, Metazoa, Chordata, Actinopteri, Siluriformes, Clariidae.